Musca vetustissima is the source of this 400-nucleotide messenger RNA. RefSeq lists its product as uncharacterized. The transcript is spliced from 2 exons. Lineage: Eukaryota; Metazoa; Arthropoda; Insecta; Diptera; Muscidae. Gene Ontology annotation, biological process: synapse organization. Gene Ontology annotation, cellular component: neuron projection membrane. The record is from RefSeq and is a predicted model, not a curated record. The annotation marks the transcript as partial.
AUGGCCAUGAAAAUGUUGAUCAACAACGAAACGUCAGUCUCAUCCCUCCAUGAUAUUAACAAUAUGAUUCUCGGUAGUUACGAUCAGCAAGAACCAGAAUUUGAAAACACAACAAAUCGUGAUGUAAUUGGUGCCGUCGGAACAACAGCUCGUUUGCAUUGUCGUGUCCGAAAUUUGGGAGAUCGUGCUGUAUCAUGGAUACGAAAACGUGACUUACACAUACUGACAAUAGGCAUCAUGACAUAUACAAAUGAUCAACGAUUUCUGGCGCGACACAUAGACAACUCCGACGAAUGGGUGUUGAAAAUUGUCUCAGUGCAACCGCGUGAUGCGGGCAUCUAUGAGUGUCAAGUAUCGACAGAACCCAAAAUUAGUCAAGCCUAUAAAUUAACAGUUGUCA